Molecule: messenger RNA, 1953 nt
Organism: Mollisia scopiformis
Lineage: Eukaryota; Fungi; Ascomycota; Leotiomycetes; Helotiales; Mollisiaceae
Product: phosphoesterase
Exons: 3
Coding region: 460-1800 (446 amino acids)
Biological process (GO): phospholipid catabolic process
Molecular function (GO): hydrolase activity, acting on ester bonds
Source: RefSeq, a predicted model, not a curated record
CUUUUUUGGCUCGAUCAUCAGGUACAAGGUACAAAUUGCACAAAUCAACCUUGCCCUGGUUAUACGGCAUCUUAAAGCAGCUUGGCGAAGUCCGUCUUACGACCUUCAAGCUUACCCUAUUGUGUUCUGCAUUAUCCAGUUAGAUGGCCUUACCAAGACCAUGUGCAAUAGCCGACGAGGAAUCUUGGUAGAAAUGGGAAGGUGAAGAUGUUCUUCAGGGUCCAUCUUUGCAAGGCUCAAGUGGAAAUACUGAACGAAAUGCAGAGUUCAUGCAGCCUCGUCGUGCUGCUUUCAGUGAACUCCAUUCUCUAUGCACAUCCUGUCCUAUUGCAGUAUACACGUGCAUCGGAGCUCCCAGCUCAAGGUAAGGCUUCCAAAGUUUUGGUAGCUAUAUAUUCUUCGGUACAGCCUCAAGGUUCCUGAGACAGCCGCUGUUCCAAGAAGCCCAAAGCAGUCAAGAUGGUUGGACUCAAGUUCGCAACUGUGGCAGCCUUGUCUGGUCUUGUAAUUGCUACUCCAGCUACAAUCGGAUACAAAGGAGACUGGAAGAGCAAGAUCAAGAAUGUUGUCGUCUUGGUCGAGGAGAACAGAUCUUUUGACACCUUUGCUGGUGGUCUUUCGUACACCUCAGGGAUCAAUGGAUUAUUGCAUCACAAUUAUUGCAACUCCAUGAACGCUUCUGACCCCGCUCAAAUGGGCGAUGUCUGUGCAGGACCCCGCGCCAAUGAUGUUGCCCCGGAUGAUCCAAACCACAGCAUCAGUGGUGUCAACAUGCAGAUCUUCAGUACAUGGCAUCCAGACGAGUCCAAAGCCGAUUCACGAAUCGAGAUCGAGAACAUGCGUGGAUUCGUUACUGAACAAUCUGUGGCAUACGAUACCCUCAACAAAACUCGAGCAGCUGAAGUCCUCAACUACUACACCUCAGAUCAAAUUCGUGUCUUUGGUACAAUGGCUGAGAAUUUUGUCCUUUUCGAUAGGUGGUUCGCUGCCGUCCCUGGUCCAACGAACCCGAACCGUGCCUACAUCACCUCGGGAACUUCACACGGUCACGGAAAGAACGACAAUGCUUUCAAUGUUUAUGGUCUUCCACAAAGAUCCAUCUUUCAACAAUUGUCAGAGGCUGGCAUCACUUGGAUGAACUACCAAAAUUCCACUACGGGUCCAGGACUUGGAUUCAACCCUGAUGCAGCUUUCUACAACUGGACUUAUACUUCUGGAGCAUACAAGACCAACAUCGCUCCUCUCGAUCAAUUCUACGCUGAUGCCAAGGCUGGAACUCUUCCUCAGUUUACCUACAUCAAUCCAGAAUGUUGCGAUUACCAAUCUUUCCACCCACCUUCUCCAAUCACUCUCGGUGAACAAUUCAUCAAGGGAAUCUACGAAGCUGUUCGUGGUUCUCCACAAUGGGAUGAAACUCUUUUCAUUCUGACUUUCGACGAGCACGGAGGUUUCGGUGACCAUGUCCCACCUCCAACUGGUGUCCCAGCUGGUGAUGAUGUUCUCUAUACCGAGACUGCACCAGACGGAAAGAACAUCACCUUCAACUUUGAGCGUCUUGGUGUUCGUGUUCCGACUCUUCUCAUCUCUCCAUGGGUUCAAAAGGGAUAUGUCGAGCACAAGGGUAGCAACAAUGGUGGAGAGUAUACUCAUACUUCCAUUCUUGGUUUCCUGCAGAGCCUUUGGGGGUUGGAUACUUUGACUCCAAGAGUUUCGUACUCGAGUACCUUCGAGCAUCUGAUUACAGAUGAUCUCAGAACUGAUACUCCUGCUACGUUGCCUGAUCCUUUCCCAUACACUUAGAUACGAAGUUAUGAUUCAUGAACAUAGAUAGGGAGAGCAAUAAUGUUUAAAGGUUGUCUUACGUGCCGUCAAUCCACUCUCAAUUGAUUGAUAGCUACAAAGACAAAUGCUCCAUCUGAACGCCUGACGACUUAGAUACGUUUGAAAGUAGAA